GAUGCACAUGGAGCUCCGCGCAUUUCAAGAUCAAGAUGGCAGCCUCCGUGUGUCGGUGCUACGAGCUGGUUGGCAGACGUGCCUUGGCCCUCUGCUUCCGGCCUACUGUCUCUUCAGUGUGGAGAGGCGAUGCCUAUAUGUUACAAAGGAGCCCAGCUGCAACUGUGCAGGUGCGAUAUGCUUCGGGACGUAAAGGUUUCUUCGGAGAGUUUGUGGAUAACCUGCGCCAGGAAUUUGGUAAGAAUCAGGAGAUGAAAGAGAACAUAAAGAAGUUCAGGGAAGAGGCCAAGAGGCUUGACGAGUCUGAUGCUCUCCAACAAGCCCGCAGGAAAUAUAAAUCUAUAGAGUCUGAGACCGUGAAGACCUCAGAGGUGUUUAAGAAGACCUUAGGCUCCCUGUCAGAGACCGUCAAGGAGGGUCUUGAGGAGGUCAGUCGUACUGAUAUCGGGAAGAAGAUCAAGGAAAGUGUGGAGGAAGCUGCCAAGACAGCCAUGCACUCUGCUGAGACCGUCUCCAAAGGUGGAGAAAAACUGGGCAGAACCGGCGCAUUCAGGGCCAUCUCACAGGGUGUGGAGACCAUGAAGAAGGAGAUAGAUGUUGGGGAUGCCGGCCAAUACAGAGCUCCAUCACAGCUAAGGAAGAGAAGCGAUUUCUCCUCCAAAGGAGCCGACAGCGACUCCAGAGUGUUCGAGGCCGAUGAAGAGGCUAUGGGUGUUGUCCUCCACAAGGAUUCAAAGUGGUACCAGCAGUGGAAGGAGUUCAAAGACAAUAACGCAGUUUUUAACAGAUUCUUUGAGAUGAAGAUGAAAUAUGAUGAAAGUGACAAUACCCUUGUCAGAGCAUCCAGAGCUGUGACUGACCGAGUCACUGGCUUCCUAGGUGGUCUUUUUUCUAAAACAGAAAUGUCCGAGGUGCUGACAGAGAUUGUGAAGGCAGACCCCACCUUUGACAAAGACUCUUUCCUCAAACAGUGUGAGAAAGACAUCAUCCCGAACAUACUGGAGGCUAUGAUCCGCGGAGAGCUGGACGUAUUGAAAGACUGGUGCUAUGAAGCUACGUACAGUCAGCUGGCUCACCCCAUCCAGCAGGCCAGAGCGCUGGGGCUGCUCUUCCAGUCCAAAAUCCUGGAUAUUGACAACAUAGAUCUGGCGAUGGGUAAGAUGAUGGACCAGGGGCCAGUGCUGAUUAUCACCUUCCAGGCUCAGGUUGUCAUGGUGAUCCGCGGCCCCAAAGGAGACAUUGUGGAAGGAGAUCCGGAGAAGGUGAUGAGGAUGAUGUAUGUUUGGGCGUUGUGUCGUGACCAGGAGGAGCUGAACCCCAACGCAGCCUGGAGACUACUGGACAUCUCCGCCUCCAGCACAGAGCAGGCCCUCUAGGAGGAGAGCGGGAGAAAAGGCAGACAUGAGACACACAAACUGUGGAGAAUGGAAGAGACACACAAGGAUGUGCCUGUAACACCUGCACGUACUGUCUCGUACACACAUACAUUAACAUCUGAGCGCAGAGUGUACCCAUGCUCCUGUGUCAUGCCAGCGACUGUAUUUGCGCACUCACACAUUUCCAAUUUCCCAGAGGAUUUAUGUGCAAAUGUCAAUUCAUCCCCUCCAUGGUGAUAAGAUACACAUGAACAUAGUGACUACCAGUAUACGAUCUAUACAUAGAAAACUAUGCGUCCAUUUACAUGUGUGUGUUGUCUCCUGCACUGGUACGCUCGGUGUUUCGGUUUCCAGGUGGAAUACAGAAAACUUACAUUCAUUUUUCGGAUGGAUGCAACCAACUUUUUUCAACUGGCUAAAAGAGGAGUCUGUGCCAUUCCCAUGGUUGUUUCAUCAAGUGGUACAGUCCAUCCACAACAGGCUGGUGGCUGGAUCCAAGAAGAGCUGUGGAAGAAAAUGAACAUGACACCUGUGACUUGGCUAGUCUCGAGAGGGACGACUGAAAUCUAAAACUAAAUUUAAUGUCACCACUGUCUUUGUCAAAUAAUAUAAACAUGAAAUUAAAAUUUGGGCAGAGGCAUGGAGCCUUGUUGCAACAACCAGAAAAGCUUAGUGACACAGCAUGAGAGACCUUGUUAAUCAAGGUGAUCAUGUUUCAAGUUAACGGGGCACUCCGCUAAUUUUACACAUGCAGAUUGGUUUACAGUUGUAUAAUGUCAUCUGUGGCUCAGAAGCGAGCUUUCUAAAAUCUGAUAAAAUAGCCCCGAUGAUGUAAUCAGUUACCAGAGAUUAGACUUCACUUUUUAACAAAACCCUGCGUUAAGAACUUGGGAUGUAGUAAUUGAGCAUUUACCAGGCAGGAAGGGUCAGAAGAAAGAUGCGGAAACAUAGGAUUCAUUGUUUUUCAAGCUUGGCCCAUAUUAUGAAAUUAAAGUCAAGAUAUCCAAGCCUGUGGUGCUCGGAUUUCAACCAUUCUAUUUUUUAAAUGCAUCUCUUGUGAGUCUCCAAACUUUCUAAAAAUGCAAUACUAAAUGGCUGGAGUACAACUUUCAGGCUUAAAGUGAAAAUGGUAUUUUCUGGCUGCCUAUGACCAAGAGGAAUCGACCAACAAACAUGUUAAUACUUUGCUCAUGCAGUCGCCCAAUGUCAUAUAAGCAGAAUUGACAAAAUCACAUAGGGGAAGAUAAAAUUAACUAUUGAGACAGUCUUCAAUAUUUUGUAAAGUUUUGAGUAAAUGGUUGAAGUUUUCUUUUUCUAGACCAAAUUACCAUCGAUCAUGAAAACAAAUGCAUUCUUAAAGAAGUCUACCAUUAUCUGCAAAAUCCAGCUGUGGUUGUUUCUUCUUGGUUCCUGCUGGCUUUCACAUCAGAAACAUGCCAAAACUUAAAAAGUACCCCAAGUAAAUUGAGGUUUGAAUCAUAUAAUAUAGGAUGUAAUGACCUGUGUCGUCAGGGUCCAUGUUGUCAUAUAUACUGUAGCUCAGAGCGGCCAAUUCACCUGAGAAACCACAAGCAACCGAAGAAAACGUGUCCUUAUGUUUGUAUUUGAAAGGCAGCAUGUGUUUUUCUCAAGUUGCCGUGCAUUAGGCUCCCAGUCACUGUAUAUCCACUCUCAAUAAGAACAACUGUAUCAUAUCUACAUAUAAAUAUAAGCUCUCAACUCAUUGUAAAUAUAUUAAAUGUUGAGUACUGCUUAUUUAUAAGAUUGGGAGGGACCACAUUCAAAUAUGUCGUAAUGGCAGCUUUAUGGUUUGAUGAUCAUUUGCCAUCUCAUGUUGUAUAUUUUUCAGCCGUUUGUUUUACUUAAAUGUUUGGUUUACUGUUGCUGAAGAUAAAAACUUGAAUUAGCACAUUGCUGAACUCGUUGUGUAGACUGACUUUUACAUUUUUACUGUGUGACCAUGUGGGUCUCUACUCUCAUGUCACUGAUGAUUGAACACAUUAUGAUUGUACUUCUGUAACGUUUGACUAUUCUAUUAAUCUACAGAAAGGUCCAUGAUGUGAAGAGAAAUUGAGUUCCUGAUGACCAUAUUUAGUGCCUAGAUUAUACCACAAUAAUUUGAGCAUGUUUUGUUUGUUGUCAUUCAUGGCCAAAGCAUGUGAUGUGAGAUGGUGUGUUACGAACUAGAAUUCAUGUAUGGUCACAACAUGCUCAAGUAAUAAUCUUUCUGUGUAGUUGUUUUGUCACUUCAUGGGAUGAGAAAAAAAAAAAACAUGGCAAUAUUUUUUAAAUUAUAAGCCUUAAACAAUAGUUGAGAAGACUCAUAAGGGGGAGACACCUAAGGUGAAUAGUGUAAAAUAUUUAACUGAUAGAUAUCACCAUGACAUUUCCCCAGUUAAUUACUUACAUU
Anoplopoma fimbria (sablefish) is the source of this 3786-nucleotide messenger RNA. Its product is annotated as mitochondrial import inner membrane translocase subunit TIM44-like. Gene Ontology annotation, biological process: protein import into mitochondrial matrix. The record is from RefSeq and is a predicted model, not a curated record. Gene Ontology annotation, cellular component: mitochondrial inner membrane. Gene Ontology annotation, molecular function: protein-folding chaperone binding. The coding region runs from base 36 to 1376 and encodes 446 amino acids. The transcript is spliced from 13 exons. NCBI's taxonomy places the organism in Eukaryota, Metazoa, Chordata, Actinopteri, Perciformes, Anoplopomatidae.